UCACCGCUAGGUUGGCAACACUGUUGCAUGUUGGUGACCUCUCCUCCUCCUCUCCGGCUGACGUGGAGGAAUCAAACACGAAGCAGACGGUCGACGUGAGCACCACAUUCUCGUGUUUUUGCUGGAAAAACUUUGAAGCACCAUGCCCGCUUCUGCAAGCGCGACCAACGUUGGGUCCAAGUCGCCGUCGAUGAAGGCCGGUGCGCAGCCCCGGGCCUCCAGUGGAGGCGGCGGAGUCGUCAAGAGGAAAACCACCACAACAACAUCUGCAAGGACCCGCACUACUGGCACUAACAGCGGUGGAAUGUGGCGUUUCUACACCGAUGACUCUCCUGGAAUCAGAGUUGGCCCCGUUCCCGUGCUGGUGAUGUCUCUGCUCUUCAUUGCUUCCGUCUUUAUGCUGCACAUCUGGGGCAAGUACACCCGCUCGUAAUGAAUCACAACCACGCUCAUGAAAGAAAAACGAAAGAAAAUCAUCAAAACAGAUCAAUCCCUAAAAAUCCCAAAAGAGACUUACUUGGAAGUGAAAGUGAAUUUGUUGAGAGCAGAUGAUUGAUUAUACCUUUUUUGUACCGUAAAAAUAAUAUUGAAAGGGAUGUGCAACCAUUCCAUUGCAUGAUGAACUAAUUCUUGAUUUAAAAAAGUAAAAGCCGUUGUGCUGCUGUUAAUUUUUCUCGUAGUUAGACAUUUUUAAUUUUCUCACAAUCUUCAUGGCUCUAAGUUAUUGUACGAGAAUAUUAUGUUAUUAAUUAUUGUGGUUGAAAUAAAAGACUCAUUUUUUGAGAA
This is a messenger RNA of Neocloeon triangulifer, 786 nucleotides long. RefSeq names its product protein transport protein Sec61 subunit beta (gene Sec61beta). Lineage: Eukaryota; Metazoa; Arthropoda; Insecta; Ephemeroptera; Baetidae. The transcript is spliced from 4 exons. Gene Ontology annotation, cellular component: Sec61 translocon complex. Gene Ontology annotation, biological process: intracellular protein transport. The record is from RefSeq and is a predicted model, not a curated record. Bases 143 to 433 code for a protein of 96 amino acids.